AAGCCUGCAGGUCUGCAAUAUUCAUCGUCAUUGGAAGAAAAUAAGCAAAAAUCACGAUUUAAUACUUAGUCUUUCUUUCUUCAUGUCUUCAGUUCGUUGGGCUUUUUGUACGAGUAAAUGGAACCCAACAAGAUCGGAAUGGUUAUUUGCACUAUCUUGUAUUCAAAGUGAAGAAAGAGAACGUGUCUUAUCAUUUGUGUUUAGGAGAGAUGCAAAAUCAGCUUUAGUUGGUCGUCUUUUAAUGCGGAAAGUUUUAUCGGAAAGUUUCGUUCUUUCCAAUUCAGAAAUAAAGUUAGGAAGGACAGGCAAUGGAAAACCUUACGUUAUAAAUGCAAAGGACAAUUUCUACUUCAACGUUUCACAUCAAGGAGAUUAUGUCGUACUUGCUGGAGAAAAACAUUGCAAUGUUGGAGUUGACAUCAUGAAGACGGAGCUUAAAGGAAAUCAAACAUUAGAUGAAUUUUUUCAUUCAAUGCGGCGUCAAUUUAGUUGUAAUGAAUGGCAAACUAUUCAAGAUCGUUCUUCUGAAGAAGAAAAAUUGGAAAUGUUUAUGAGAUACUGGUGUUUAAAAGAAAGUUAUGUUAAAGCCCUUGGUGUUGGACUUGGUUUACUGAAAAAACUUCGAACAAUUGACUUUCACAUUGACAAGGAGUUUCCACGUUUAGCCAUACAGACAGUGACAAAAAAUACUAAACUUUUCCUGAAUGAUUCGCUUUCUGAAGAAUGGUGUUUUGAAGAAAGCAAGCUUGAUGAAAAUCACCUAGUUGCCGUCGCUCUGCAGCGGAACGAUGUGUCGUUCAAAAAAAACGAGAAUAACAUCUUCCAAUUUCUAACCAUGAAUGAUUUGACGUCAAGCCUGUCACCACUAAUGACUGUCGAGGAAAGUCUUUGGAGCAAAUUUGCAGCAAAAAUAAACAGUUAAAAACAGCACGUGUUUUUUAUCGAGAUUAUAACAGCACGUGUUAUUAAGUCCUUAAUAACCGAGAAAGCGAGGUUAUUAAAAGAUUUAUUAUGUGGCAUUAUAUGACCUGAAACGAAGCUUGCUUUCUUUCUUGUCUUUGCUGUUUUGUACGGGUUAAAUUUCACUUUUGUACUUCUCUUCCGAAAAAAGAAAUCGUUUCAAGUUGUAUCGUCUGGAUAGUUAAACUGUUGGGACUACUGAAGUUUAGCGGACACCUUGGACGCUGACCCAAACCCUAACCCAGUAAUCCUGAACAAAAACGAGCCCGCGCUCCGCAUAUAAGCGCUUCGGGUGUCCGCUAAACUGCAGUCUAACCAAACUGUUUUCCCAGUGUUUUUCCUUCGACUCACAUUCGCAAAUGGUUUUUGUUUCGUUUUUUUCUUGCGUUAUGUUUUGACAGUCGACUGUAAAAUUACGCAUUUUAGACCGUGGUCAUUUAGGGGAAAAUAAUGGACCGGCAAAAAUAUUUCUGAGCCAAUCAAAGCUCGCCAUUUGCAGGAAGUGACGCUUGCCAUAAUAAUAAUCCUUAAACAUCCACGUGAAUGUAUUUAUUGAAACUUGUAUUUACUACAAAUUAUAUGAUCACGUAUUAACUAGUUAUAUACCUUUCACCUUAGAACAUUGAUUUAUAAUCGUGGAAAGCUUAGUCUAGCAUCAGGAUCAAUAAAUUAUGUUUUUUUUCA
This is a messenger RNA of Xenia sp. Carnegie-2017, 1644 nucleotides long. RefSeq names its product L-aminoadipate-semialdehyde dehydrogenase-phosphopantetheinyl transferase-like. Gene Ontology annotation, molecular function: magnesium ion binding; holo-[acyl-carrier-protein] synthase activity. The record is from RefSeq and is a predicted model, not a curated record. The coding region runs from base 83 to 922 and encodes 279 amino acids. NCBI's taxonomy places the organism in Eukaryota, Metazoa, Cnidaria, Anthozoa, Malacalcyonacea, Xeniidae. Gene Ontology annotation, cellular component: cytosol. The transcript has 11 exons.